Symbiodinium necroappetens is the source of this 417-nucleotide messenger RNA. The record is from the annotation of a GenBank genome assembly. Lineage: Eukaryota; Dinophyceae; Suessiales; Symbiodiniaceae.
AUGAGUACGAAGCUUGCGGUACAAUGUUUCGUCUCCAGCACCAAAAAUCCUCGCUGGCGUCUCUGGAAGGAGUGGCUGGAGGCCCAGGACCUUGGGGAACCUGGGCUGCUCGAUGUCGCUCCGGGCCAGCCGCUAUACCUCAAGCUGAUCCGCGCUAUGUUGGAGGCCGCUGGUGGAGGAGUGGGCGAGAUCCUGGAGCGCUACGGCGAGCACACCGCUAUCGCCGCGCUAGCAGUCAUCGUAGAAGAUGAGUCGCUAGACAAGAAACGAAUUAUUCAUGAUGCUAUACCCAUCGUGCGCGCCUCAACCACCGGAUUAAGUGCCGGGACAAGCUACCCCCCGGCGCUGGAGAGAAGAAGCACUUGCUACGAGAACACGAGGAGGAGGGAGAGGGGCCUCCCCCGUUGCCAUCACUAA